Molecule: messenger RNA, 819 nt
Organism: Olea europaea var. sylvestris
Lineage: Eukaryota; Viridiplantae; Streptophyta; Magnoliopsida; Lamiales; Oleaceae
Exons: 5
Coding region: 260-619 (119 amino acids)
Source: RefSeq, a predicted model, not a curated record
AAAGGCCCAAGAAGAAAAUCUUUUUGAAUCUCUCUGCGAGUCUACACUGCGUGAGAUAGAUUGAAAGCUCCAAAACGCUUCGUCAAUGGCGGCCUUAGAAGAAGCUAAGCUUGAAAAUUUUCUGCAGUGGCUACAGGUGAUUGAAGUGGAACUACGGGAUUUCAAGAUCAAAUACCGCGACUCCAGUAAAAUUUUCUUAUCUAACGAUGUCGCUAAAGGAUGGUGGAACUUGAAAAGGGUUCAGUGACAGAGGAGAGUGAUGCUGAUUUACUUGGGAAGGCUUGAUGCAUGGAAAACCGUGAAGAUUGCAAAAGCAACAAUGGACAAAUGUGGACUCUUUUACCAGAGAAAGAUAUGGCACCAAUGGCGCUCUUCAACAUCCUUUAAUGAGUUGGAACAGGCGGUCGAGCAUAUUAUAUUGACAACGGCAGAAGCAAUUAACUCGUAUGUUCCUACAAGAAGCAGAACACGCCUUGCUAUUUGCACUGAGAGAAGGAAAUUAGAUUCUUCGGCCAAAAUCCAGCUCAUUCAUCUUGUGUAUGACCGGCCUUAUUUGACUAUAUUCUUUCAGAUUACACACCAGAAAACAAAAAAGAUUGAAAUGCAGAAAAAUCAAUGAAAGUCGAGGAACCUGGCAAAUGUAUCCUUCUGGUAAUGUAAUAUUUGGGACGAGGUUGAUGAUAAUGAGCUGAACAGCCUGAACUUGGCUUUGAGCUGCAUUGUAGUUAGAAUUUUGGAUGGAGCAACGGUUACUUUUCCCUCAAUUCAGAGGUCAAGAAGUAGAAUGUUGAAAUUCAGAAGAUUUUAGCUUUUUUCUUA